AUCCGAUUAUCAAAUCGAAAGUUAUUCAGCUGUUACGAUUUUUUAUUUAUUUCAUCAUGCACCUAACAAGUUCACUAUAAAACAACUUUUCCUCAUUAGCUUUAUUUCUAUCCGAAAAUCUUAGAUCCCUUAUUAUUUUCUUUACUGCAAAAUCAUCUCUUGGCAGGUUUUUAAUUCUAUAUUUCUCUCUGUAUUUCUAGAUUUUUAUCCAGUUUCUUCAAUUUCAGUUCGUUUUUUUCUUUUAGCAGUCAAUAAAAUUGCGUGCCUCUAUCUGAAUAAAAAUUUUUUUUACAUUAACUGCUUUAUUUAAAUUGGUAUUAAAAUAUAAAAAUGUUUCAUAAGAUUUGGAUCGCCUUAAUAUUGUUUUCAGGAGUUACAGAAGUCGUUCAAAAUACAACUUUGAGCAGUUUCUUGGAAUCAUACAAAAAUUUAAAUGUCUCAUUAAAUUGGCAUGAUCUUAAGGUGAUGUACCAAAAUGAGUUUGAUUCGACUUUCUCACAGUCCGCGUUAUUGGAAUUAAAUGAAAUGUUAGAUAAUGUGAAUGUGUCAUCGAACUGCUCUGACUCAUUAACUCAACUUUACUUUGACCUGAGAGCAGCAAAAAGUUGGGCUGUACUUAUGGCUGAUGCAAGUGGCAAAUUUCCAAGUGGGUUUUUGACAUGGACAUUUAUGGACUUAGGCUCGUUCGACGAAUGCCUUAAUAUACGAUUCAAUGAUUCAUCCAUGUCAUUCAGUGGUCAGUAUUGUAUGGUUGGAUAUUCAUCUCCGUUACUGAGCUCUUUUUCUGCUAACAGUUCAUCUGAAAAAAAGUAUAUCGAUUCUUAUGGCGAUCCUCCAGAAUGGAGNUAUUAUUCAGUGGCUGAUGCAAGUGGCAAAUUUCCAAGUGGGUUUUUGACAUGGACAUUUAUGGACUUAGGCUCGUUCGACGAAUGCCUUAAUAUACGAUUCAAUGAUUCAUCCAUGUCAUUCAGUGGUCAGUAUUGUAUGGUUGGAUAUUCAUCUCCGUUACUGAGCUCUUUUUCUGCUAACAGUUCAUCUGAAAAAAAGUAUAUCGAUUCUUAUGGCGAUCCUCCAGAAUGGAUAGCCAAGGAUGUUAUUAUGAACGCUGGAAUUUCUAUAAAACACGCUGCUCUUUGGCUUGGAACAUGCAUUCCAUCUACUUGUUCCCAGCAAGAUCUGAUGAAGCUUUUGGUGCAACUUACAAAGCCAUUAGGGAUAAAAGUAUCUAUUGCUGAUUGCCAAAUUCAACAAACAAAACCAUGGCCUACCUCUGCAUCUGUAGCUGUUUGUUUUUUUAUAGUUGUUGCUUGUUUGUGUAUUCUGGGAACAGUAGCUGAUAAUAUUACGAUUCAUCAAAAUUUAGAAAGUUAUGUGGCGGUCAGAUUUUUGAAAGCUUUUUCAAUCUAUAGAAAUACUGAGGAAUUGCUAGGUCAUGCUCCUGAUGCCAGAACUUUGGGAUGUUUUCACGGAAUCAGAUUUCUAUCUGCCACUUGGAUAAUUCUGGGUCAUACUUAUUUUAUUGCUGAUAAGUGGCAGUAUUUAGAGCAUCGAAACUUAAAGAGAUUUACAGAAAUAUUUAAUCAUAAUUUACCGGUAGCUGUCAUUGAAAACUUCACCAUACCUGUGGGAUCCUUCUUUUUUAUGAGUGGUUUUUUACUUGUUUAUACUAUAUGGAGAAAAUUGGAAAAGAAUGAUGGGAAUUUGAAUUUGAUUAUGUUUCUUGUACGUAAAUAUUUGAGAUUGACUCCAGCUCUUGGACUGAUAAUAUUGAUGGUCUUUGCUUUGCCCCUUAUAGACGCUGGACCUCUAUGGUAUUCCAUUUUAAAUACAGAAGUUCACGCAUGCGAAACAUUUUGGUGGACAAAUAUUUUGUACGUAAACAACUUGUGGGAAUCUAAGAGUACAUGUGUAUUCCAUACUUGGUACUUGGCAGCAUUAAUGCAGUUUCAUCUCAUAGGAGUCGUCGUUUUACUGAUUUGUUAUAGGUGGAAAGUUAUGGGAACAUUUGUAGGACUUAUCAUACCUGUUGGCAGUUGCAUAUUGACUUCUUUUAUUGCUGCCUGGCACAAUUUCCCUAUGCCUGCACUAGGAUACGUGAAAGAUAUGGAAUUUGCUGAUGAUUAUCUCAAAAAAUUGUAUAUAAAACCAUUCAACCACAUCGCAACUUACUUCAUCGGAAUGCUCACAGCUCAUCUUGUUUUAAAAUACAAGGACAAGAAAUUGGAAACUCACUAUCAAAUACUUGGAUGGAUUUUAGCAGUUGUUCGUUCAUUGUCUUCUAUUUAUGGACUGUAUGGGCCAUCAGAAUCCCUUUUUGUCCGAUCAUUUUACAUAGGAUUUCACCGUGUUGGCUGGGCGUCUGCCGUUGGCUGGGUAGCUUACUCGUGCAUAGCUGGAAAUGGAGGCAUAAUAAACAGAUUCUUAUCAUGGAAAGCAUUCAUUCCUUUGGGUCAUUUGAGUUUCUUAGCAUAUCUGAUUCAUCCACUAGUUAUGAUUUACAGAAAUGCCUCACUGAGGGAACGGGUGUAUUAUGGACAAACGGAAUUAGUUUUCAAGUAUUUGGUAUACACACUAGUUAGUUUCUUUUUGGCCUUCAUUGGAUAUAUCACUGUAGAAAAGCCAUUCGCCACCCUUGAAAGAUUGAUGUCUAAGACAGAUUCAUCAGAAACAACAAAAAAUGCUUACAAAUAUAAGUUAUUACGUUAAAAAUACUCUAUAUUUUGUUUCAUCAAUACAUUAAAUUAAUUCUUAGACAAUCGUUUACUGGAACUAUAGUUAGGAGCAUUUUGGUAAAUUCGUAACCAAACUACAAUUUCUUCAGUAUUUCUUAACCUCAUAUGUGACAAUAUUGUUUCUUGUGAAAUAGAUGAUAUUAAUUAUAUCAUUUGGAUUUUAUUUAAA
Messenger RNA from Parasteatoda tepidariorum (common house spider), 2901 nucleotides. Its product is annotated as nose resistant to fluoxetine protein 6. Gene Ontology annotation, molecular function: acyltransferase activity, transferring groups other than amino-acyl groups. The record is from RefSeq and is a predicted model, not a curated record. NCBI's taxonomy places the organism in Eukaryota, Metazoa, Arthropoda, Arachnida, Araneae, Theridiidae.